Molecule: messenger RNA, 1607 nt
Organism: Xylaria bambusicola
Lineage: Eukaryota; Fungi; Ascomycota; Sordariomycetes; Xylariales; Xylariaceae
Exons: 2
Coding region: 392-1198 (268 amino acids)
Source: RefSeq, a predicted model, not a curated record
CGAAAGCAUGAUCUUCAUGGCUUGUCGGUUCUUUUCUUAUUCUUAGGUAGGUACUGAGGGUAGGUGAAGAAGUCCGGGCGGAAACGAUAAGCCUAAACUGACGGUCAGCAUCUUUAUCAGCAGCGACUUUAUCGGCCGGAGCCUUUGCCAGGCAGACCCACAGUAAGCUUGCCAGCUUGUCCGUCGCACCGCCGCGUCCGACUUACCAACUGUAUCGCCGACAUCGAGAACACAUGGAUGUAAAACACAUGUACUACACAUGCAAUACGGUCAACGACUUGCUUCGUACUUCGUGGUAGGUUAGUUGGUACGCCACGCACGCACCAAACACACCCUUCUUCAGCUUGUCAUCCGCCUGUCAUCCGCCCUCAUUCGCCGCCACUCUGACAACAUGUUCACACUUCCACAAGCAAAACGCAUUCGUCGCGAGGACAUCAAUGAUUCAGCCUCAGACGAGGCCUCAUCUGACGAAGAAAGGAGCCACAACCCACAGGUUGAGUCGGCACUGCGAGCAAGGCUCAACGCACAGCUGUCAGGUAUACUCAACUUGAACUUCACAGCUGGCUCCAAGGCGCAACGGCAGCAAGUGGGCCGAGCAAAUGACGAAAAUCCGCAAGAGGCUUCUAAAGAGGAAGAAGCCUUUGUCUUUCGUCUCUUUCGCGAUGAAGCACCCUCACACACCGUCGUGUUAACGCACGACGAGGAUCCUGCCGCCCAAGGUGAUGGCGGCUUCGUGGUGCCAUCGCGUCCGCGCUCUCACUACAUCGCAUCGGCACCAUCUCGUGAGAAGGAAACAGAAUACCGCAGCGUUGCCGUGAGCGCCGAGUAUCUGCUAGCAGACGCGAAGAAGCGGCGCUGGGGCCUUGAAAAGCCAUGGCGAGUAAUCCAUAUCAUAUCAGGUUCCAGCUCAACCGUCCCGUCUAAAUCCAGAGCCAAAUCAGAGGAGCCGAUAGCGCAGUUGAAAGAGAAGAAACGAACACGCCCAGGCAAGAAGCACCGUCUCCUCCUACGCGUGCGAGAAAAAGAAAAAUGUGAGCGUGAAGAGGCUGUCAAGACAUCUGCCCUUGAUAAGGAGCAGCAUCUGCAGGAGAAGAAGAAGCGUCUUAAUCGGGAGCGGAAAUUGAAGCGGAGGCAGAAAGAACGUGAGAAAAAGGCUGCGUUACAGGUGGGGGAUGGUAAUGGCGGCGAGACUGAUUGAUGGCCCACACAAGAGUGACGAUUGGUGAGAGGAGCGUACAGCCAUGGAAAAUCGUAAAUGUGUUACCUCCCAGGCUCUAUUUAGGUGUAUACGUUAUUAGCAACAUUCUCCUGAGAAUGCGAUUGUAUCAAUGUUUAUUGCAUAUCAUUCAUGGCACUGGUCUCAUGCCAAAAGAGGAACAUUGAUCAUGGAUUUCAUUUUUGAUAGUUAUAAUUCCUAGAAUAAGCAUAGCCAUCCGUCGUAUGCAACUAGGAUUUAAUUGUCUCCGUCCUUGCAGCCUUCCCUUUUUAUCUCUUGCGAGCCCUCAUUCAUCGUCCCUAGAUAGAAAGAUCUAACCCACAUCUUUCAGCUCGAUUCUCAUAAUACAUAAUAAAUAGAAACUCAACAUACACGCAGGGCACAUGGUUAU